Messenger RNA from Neurospora hispaniola, 2151 nucleotides. RefSeq lists its product as uncharacterized. The record is from RefSeq and is a predicted model, not a curated record. Lineage: Eukaryota; Fungi; Ascomycota; Sordariomycetes; Sordariales; Sordariaceae. The transcript has a single exon. The coding region runs from base 1 to 2151 and encodes 716 amino acids.
AUGUCCGCUGAAUCGGAUGCUCACCACAUGCCGCAGCUGGCUAGCCGCGGUGUCCAUUUUGGCCAUGUCAGAUGCGGGCAACCAACUCUUUCGCAAGCGCACAUGUUGCUCGCACACCUGCACACGCAAGUCAAGGACCUCGACAAGGGCGCUUCGCAAAACAGCAAUCUGUUCAGCUUCAUUUACGUUGUUCCCAACCAGCGCAGCGUAAUUGACGCGACCGACUAUCUAAAGAACGCGCUGGUCGGGUGCCGCGUAAGUCGCAACAAGGUCGUCUCGCAACCCAACACGCUAUGCGUUGUCGACUACAACACUGUUUCGGAGCUCAAAGCCGUCACAAUCACGCGUCGUACCUUGAUUGUGUUUGACCUCAAUUGUGGUUGGGUAACCGCGUCGGCCGUCAGCUCUCUGGCACUCGUUCUUGAACGCAUCAAGGCUAUGUUCACCACUCAAGAACCAAGUCAGCUGGCCAUCACCUGUCUGGCCGUAUCAGCUUCACCCGAACACGCAUGGUCAGAGGCUAAAAUUCAAAAGGAAUUUCAAGUCAAGCCUCAGGACUACAUAUGUGAUUGGAGGCGCCGCCCUCAUCUUCAGCCACAAGUUGUGCCAGUGGUAUGCCCGAACCCAAAGGGCACGACACAAGUGGAUUGGACGAGCGACCUCGUUAUCCGCGCUCUGACUCAUCCGAAUCGGACGCCUUCGUUUGAGAAGCUCGUCAUCGUGUGCCCGGUCAGUGGUUGGCCUGAGCGCGACGCAAUCAUGGCACGUAUCCGCGCAAAAUGUGAUCGCGCCAUUCAGAACCAAGUCCAACAGGUGUUUUGGUCCCCGAUAAACGAACGAGUCUUCCAGUAUCUUGAUAGGGAGGCCCUUUCCAGGUCAGACGGACGUCGCUUUACGAUUGUCUUUGCCACGUCCGACGUUCGUUUCCAGCAGCCCUUCCCUUCUAACUGCCAAACGAUAUACAUUCUGCCACAAGAAAUGGAUCGUCAUUUUUUUGAUCCAUCCUCGAGCCAUAUUGUCAAGACCCAGUCAAGGAUUCAAUACCACGACAUCAUCUCGGCACUCCGAGUCGGAGGCUCCUGUCACAUGGUGACAGAAAUCCAAAUCGCGUGCUUUGACAAUGAGCCGAUCCCCGAAGACAUCCCUGCAGACGAUGUUGUGCAGCCCGCCUGGGGCAGCGAAAUCAUGUCCACGCUCAUCAAUCUAUUCCAACACUUUGCAUAUCCCAGCCAGAGCCUGCUUGCUCUGCCCCACGACGGAUUCAUGACCUGCGAGUUGGCCUCACGGCUAUUCAGAAUGGGCCUUGUUCACAAGAUCUCGAGUGGGGGAUACGCGCUGACGGAUCGUGGCCAGCGGUUGACGGCGCAGUUCCGGCGUGUCCCAGCAAGCAGCUUCGCGGCUGCCUUUCUUCUUUCCUCCAUCACACCCACCACCUCGCGUCCCACGCUGGAUGCAGUGCUACACACGGUUGGUGUGCUGCUUCAUUUCGACCAUGGCAGGAAAACACUGGUCGCAUUUGACCCAAAAGACCAAGGAGUCACCUCUGAAAACGCUGGAAUCGUCGCCGGAUGGGCCCGACCUCUGGUCACUCGCGGAGCCCUUUACACAACAGUGGCUGUCCGUGAUUAUCUGGACCAAAACUUUCAGCCAGAAGAUCUCGAGAAGCCAAUCAAGCUGUCUACCGGCACCUUGAUAAAAGUUGCCCAUAAGCUCUACAGUCGCAUUAGCGACCGCGUUUCCAGUCUCCGAAAGCUGGUUCCUCCCACACAAAGUGAUGACGGGAACCAGGUUGACGCAGACGCAAUCGAAAGAGAUCUGCUCUUAGUCCACCUUUAUAACCUGGUGCAUUUCACUGCGUCAUCGACCGUCAAGGCAGUGGACGUUGUCUCCGGAAUCCCCUUUUCUGGCCUUUCGAGCAAGGCUAGCAAUGACGACGUGGGCUCCUUCGCGUUUUACCUUGGCAUCAAUCUGGACUAUGGCGUGCAUGUCGCUCACGGCAUGAUAUCUGUGCCACGAACCGUCGUUUACGAAGUCCUCAAGGAGGUGUUUCCUGAGUCGAAGAACUCGGGCUUUGAGGAGCUGCUACGUUGCCUUCGCACGGGUUAUCCCAUGCGCCCAACGCCUAUGGAAGAAAAUGAGUCAAGAAAAUAG